Messenger RNA from Nematolebias whitei (Rio pearlfish), 791 nucleotides. Its product is annotated as lymphotoxin-alpha-like. The coding region runs from base 1 to 771 and encodes 256 amino acids. NCBI's taxonomy places the organism in Eukaryota, Metazoa, Chordata, Actinopteri, Cyprinodontiformes, Rivulidae. Gene Ontology annotation, biological process: immune response. Gene Ontology annotation, molecular function: tumor necrosis factor receptor binding. The transcript has 4 exons. The record is from RefSeq and is a predicted model, not a curated record. Gene Ontology annotation, cellular component: membrane.
AUGGAGAAGCGGAGCAGAACUCCGCAGCUGGUCGACGACUGGGAGUUGAGCAGCAUGGAGGAGGACGGCUGCCGCUGCGCGUGCGAAGGAGGAGCAGAGGCGGGUUUCCAUCUGCAGCAGCUCGGCCUUAGGGCGACGGCACGGCGGGCGGUCCUGGCGGCGCUCGCGCUGCUGCUGGUCGGGCUCGUGGCGGCUCUCGUCACGGCCGGACUCGGACUCAGAGAGCUGCGGCCAAAGAGCAGCCAGCACAACAAGGUGGACUUUCUUCAGUCAGGUGUUGAUGGAAAUCAGCAAGUGGAGACUCCUGCAUCCAAAGACCUGAGCGGCAGCAAGAAGCCAGGAGCCCGGCUGACAGCUUCAAAUAUUUCUAAUCCUCAUGGAAAAUAUCUUCUGUGGGAGAGCAAAGAGGGAAAUGUUCACUGCAAUGGAGGCUUCUUGUACUCUGACGGGGAUCUGGUGGUACCCAGACAGGGCUACUACAGAGUCUACGUGCAGAUGACGUUUGAGGGCGAGGCCGAGUCCUGUAAAUCGGACGUGCUGCUGCUCACCUACUCCGUGUUUUGUUACCACGACUCGUACCAAAGAGACCUGAUGCUCCUGACAGCUGUGGACACGACGACGUGCCCCAAAAACUGGAAGAAGUCCCUCUACUCGUCUUCCGUGUUUUUCCUGGAGGCUAACAGCCGACUGCGAGUCACGUCCUCCCUUUCAAACCACGUGUUGAAAAACGAAUAUGAGACCUUCUUUGGAGCUGACCUUCUCCCCGACUGAAACGGUCACACAGCUGAACA